Trichoplusia ni (cabbage looper) is the source of this 2285-nucleotide messenger RNA. It is a transcript of the gene Pp2A-29B, whose product is annotated as serine/threonine-protein phosphatase PP2A 65 kDa regulatory subunit. Gene Ontology annotation, molecular function: protein phosphatase regulator activity; protein binding. The transcript is spliced from 6 exons. Gene Ontology annotation, biological process: protein dephosphorylation. The record is from RefSeq and is a predicted model, not a curated record. NCBI's taxonomy places the organism in Eukaryota, Metazoa, Arthropoda, Insecta, Lepidoptera, Noctuidae. Gene Ontology annotation, cellular component: cytoplasm; protein phosphatase type 2A complex. The coding region runs from base 147 to 1919 and encodes 590 amino acids.
AAAGUUAUCAUCAAGCUGCCAUUUUGCUGCAUUUGAGUUCAACAGCGUUCGUUUUUAUGGAAAUAAUUACUUGACUCUCAUAGAACAAACCAAAAACGUACUUAAUUCGUGAAAUUUGAAAUCGAAGCAGCGUAACAAAGAUAAAGAUGGCAGCGAGCGACUCUGGGACGGAUGAGUCACUGUAUCCUAUUGCGGUGCUCAUAGACGAGUUGAAAAACGAGGAUGUCCAACUCCGUUUGAAUUCUAUCAAGAAGCUUUCUACCAUCGCGUUGGCCCUCGGUGUCGAGAGAACUCGAUCAGAGCUGAUCCCCUUCCUCACGGAGACAAUCUACGACGAAGAUGAAGUGCUUCUUGCCCUUGCCGAACAACUCGGUAACUUCAUCAACCUCGUGGGUGGUGGUGAGUAUGCUCACUGCCUGCUCCCACCUCUGGACACACUGGCCACCGUAGAAGAGACGGUAGUUAGAGACAAGGCGGUCGCCUCACUCCGUGCUGUUGCUGCACACCACACCCCACAAGCCUUGGAGCAACAUUUCGUACCACUUGUACAGCGUCUUGCUGGCGGUGACUGGUUUACUUCUCGUGCAUCUGCUUGUGGUUUGUUCAGCGUGUGCUACCCUCGUGUCUCUGCGCCGGUGAAGGCCGAGCUCCGCCAGCACUUCCGCUCGCUGUGCCAGGACGACACGCCGAUGGUGCGCCGCGCCGCCGCCUACAAGCUGGGGGAGUUCGCCCGCGUCGUCGAGGUCGAAUACGUCAAGAGCGACCUCAUACCCAUGUUCGUGACUUUGGCCGAGGAUGACCAAGACUCAGUCCGCCUGCUGGCAGCGGAGGCCUGCGCUGCAGUGGCUGCUCUCUUGCCGCCCGAGGACAUGGAGCAGCUGGUAAUGCCCACCGUCAGGGUCCUGGCUGGAGACACCUCCUGGAGAGUGCGCUACAUGGUCGCCGACAAGUUUGUAGAGCUGCAACAGGCUGUGGGACCUGAACUAGCUCGCUCCGACCUUGCCCAGAUCUUCCAGGCUCUACUUAAGGAUACCGAAGCCGAAGUGCGCGCCGCCGCCGCCGGAAAGGUGAAAGACUUCUGCAUGAACUUGGACAAGGCGCACCAAGAACACAUCAUCAUGACGAUGAUCCUGCCACAAAUCAAGGACUUGGUCUGCGACGCUAACCAACACGUCAAGUCCGCUCUCGCCUCGGUCAUCAUGGGCCUCAGCCCCAUCGUCGGCCGCCAGAACACCAUCGACCACCUCCUGCCUUUAUUCCUGACCCAGCUCAAAGACGAGUGCCCCGAAGUCAGGCUCAACAUUAUAUCCAACCUUGAGUGCGUCAAUGAAGUCAUAGGCAUCCAACAGUUGGUGCAGUCUCUCCUGCCGGCCAUUGUCGAGCUUGCUGAAGACACAAAAUGGCGCGUCCGCCUCGCCAUCAUCGAGCACAUGCCCCUCCUCGCCGGACAGCUCGGACAAGAGUUCUUCGACGAGAAGCUCACCGGGCUCUGCAUGUCCUGGCUCAUAGACCACGUGUACGCGAUCCGCGAAGCCGCCACACUUAACCUUAAGAAACUAGUAGAACAAUACGGAUCCCAGUGGGCCGAAACCAACGUGAUCCCCAAAGUACUGGCCAUGUCCCGCGAACAGAACUACCUGCACAGAAUGACCUACCUGUUCUGCAUCAAUGUGCUCUCCGAAGUCUGCGGCAAGGACAUCACCACCAGAGUACUUCUUCCCACAGUCCUCUCCAUGGCCGACGACAAUGUUGCCAACGUGAGGUUCAACGUCGCCAAGACCUUACAGAAGAUGGCGCCAUUCUUAGAUCCCGCCGUUAUUCAGCCGCAAGUCAAGCCAGUGCUGGAGAAACUGAACGUGGACCCCGAUGUGGACGUCAAGUACUUCGCUUCGGAAGCCAUCGCUGGGAUCGCGGGAUAACUUAACUAUAAGCCAUAUUCAAAAAAAUGCAUAUUUGACGGCAAAAUUUCUGAUGCGUAUAUAUUAGCUGGCAUUAUAAGGCUAAGAAAAUGCAUUUUAUAUACUUAAUCACAUAAAUGUUAGUAAUAAAUACACAGAACGAUCCCAUGUAUAGGUAUAAGAGCUGGAGUAUUUUAUAAACUAGUAUUUAUUACUGGACUAACGACGCCUGAGAUUUGUGGUUCAAUGGGGAAAUUUUCGUACCUAUUUGUAGAGAAAUAAUAUCUUCAUUCCAAUCAACAUCUUACUGAACAAAAUUGUCUACAUGACUACGCGGAGCAUGUACAUAGUGUCAGAUACAAUUUAAAUAAAAUAUAAUAACGUGAA